AUGGUUGUUUCUCCGCAAAGCCCUGCUAGCGAAACGCAAAGUGUAAAAUCUAAAAACAACAUGGCUUCCAAGCCAACACAAUCCGUUGCGGAUACUCGAGCAGAAUUAGCGGAAUUAGUGAAAAGGAAAGCCGAAGUAGCUGAAACACUUGCUAAUUUAGAACGACAAAUAUAUGCGUUUGAAGGAUCCUACUUGGAAGACACUCAAUUAUAUGGAAAUAUUAUACGAGGUUGGGACAGAUACUUGACAACAAAUAAAAGUACCAACUCUAAAGCUGACAAAAGAAAUAGAAAAUUUAAAGAAGCUGAAAGAUUGUUUUCAAAAUCAUCUAUUACUUCUAUGGCCGCUGUUAGCGGUUUAGUUGAUGCUGCUGAAACCAAGAAUGAAAGGAAUAGUGAAACUGAAUCACAAACUAAUGAAGACUCUUCAGACACCCAAAUAAGUACCGGCCUGAGUGCAUUAAAUCAUACAACGAUUCAUGGUUCCACUGAAAGCUUAGCCUCUAAACCCUCAGGCAAGCAACAAUUAAAUGGAAGCUUAGAAAAAGUUGCAACUAUGAUGAAACAAAGUACACCUAAAAUUGUUACAAGUGGAUUAUUACAGAAAUCAUUUACAUGUGAUUCAAAGCUACUGUCUGGAAUUGGUCUUGAUAGUAGGCCGGGUACUCCUAAAGAAAAGGAUAUUGCUCUUGGCCUAUUGAGUAAAGGUGACUUUACACCAAAUGCUCUUAAACAUAAACUAUCUAAUAGUAGUAGUAAUAGCAAUGUUAAGAAGAAUAACAAUAAAAAGGCUAGAUAUAGAUAA
This is a messenger RNA of Pieris macdunnoughi, 804 nucleotides long. NCBI's taxonomy places the organism in Eukaryota, Metazoa, Arthropoda, Insecta, Lepidoptera, Pieridae. The record is from the annotation of a GenBank genome assembly.